CCGAGUACAUGAAGCAAAAGGAACUGGAUACCCAACCUCGAUCCUCAAUUAUUGAGGCCCAUGCAAGUAUAAAAGCCACCCCUACCCACGCAACCAACAACACAGCCUCCCAUCAACUCAUUCUCUUCAUCAGUCUCAACUCAUCAGGACUUGAGAAGAUGAGCAGGUGGCCGGGAGACUGGAACUGCAGGUCAUGCCAACACUUCAAUUUCAGCCGGCGCAGCUCGUGCCAGAAUUGCGGUGAGUUGAGGUCGAGCAGUGACUUCCCUGACCAUGGCUGCUUCGGCGGUGGCCGUGGGGAGUCCCUUAAUGGCCUCGGUGGCUCGAACAUCCGACCUGGGGACUGGCGCUGCGCCUGCGGCGGCCACAACUUCGCCAGCCGCUCCAUUUGCCACUCGUGCGGCGCCUUCAAGGAGGACUCCGCCGUCGGCUGCUUCGACGGCGACGACGUGUCCAACUCCAAUGGCGGGCGUGCCGAGUGGAAGUCCGGGGAUUGGCUGUGCACCAGGUCGGGAUGCAAUCAGCACAACUUCGCAAGCAGGAGGGAAUGUUUCCGGUGCAAGGCACACAGGGGAUGCGGUUCGUAGGAUAAAGAAGAAGAACAGAGGAGGCAGAGGAGAUGGCCGAAUGAGAAGGAUGCAGCGGUCAUCUCAAGUUUACUACCAGUUCUACUUUCAACCCAGCCAACUGGUUGAUGCCAAGUCAUGGCUGAAUAAAAGCUUUUGUUUUCUUUUGGUGUCCUCCACCCUUCUCCUGCUUUUAGCAGCUUAACCAUGUCAGAGUUGUCUUGCUUCACCUCUGGAUGGAUACAUAUAUAGUCUCCAAGCACGCCUUGAAAAGGUGAUGGAUGGAAGAUAAACUAUGUUCUGGCAAAUCUCCUGAUGGAGAUUAUUCUCAAAGAUAGUAUGGUUAUGUGUAUCGAUGACAGGAAAUUGGUGCAUUGGGCUGCACAUCAACAUCUGAUCACAAAA
Messenger RNA from Musa acuminata subsp. malaccensis (wild Malaysian banana), 971 nucleotides. RefSeq lists its product as uncharacterized. Gene Ontology annotation, cellular component: cytoplasm. The record is from RefSeq and is a predicted model, not a curated record. Lineage: Eukaryota; Viridiplantae; Streptophyta; Magnoliopsida; Zingiberales; Musaceae. Gene Ontology annotation, molecular function: mRNA binding.